Messenger RNA from Dujonia railenensis, 2895 nucleotides. NCBI's taxonomy places the organism in Eukaryota, Fungi, Ascomycota, Pichiomycetes, Serinales, Debaryomycetaceae. The record is from the annotation of a GenBank genome assembly.
AUGUUCACGUUCUCCUUAUUGGAGAAUGAAAGCAGCUCGUGCCGGGUUUCAAAGCUCACUUUUGAUUCCGAUAUCGUUAUCUUGGCAGAUCCUUCGUGGGAUGGAAAGGACCAUAAUGACAUUCUAUUCAUGGAACCUCACUUAAGAAACGUCGACUUUAUCAUAUUGUCUCACGGUACACCUGAAUUCAUAUCAGGGUUUAUUUUGCUCUGUAUCAAAUUCCCAAACUUGAUGAACAAUAUCAAAAUUUACUCCACAGUUCCUGUUAACCAAUUGGGAAGAAUAUCUACAGUUGAAUUUUAUAGAUCCAAGGGAAUUGUGGGACCAUUGAAGGACGCCAUUUUGGAAGUUCUGGAAAUCGAUGAAUGGUUUGAUAAGAUCUCUGAAUUAAAGUUCUUUCAAACCUUGUCACUUUUGGACAAUAAGCUUGUUAUAACUCCGUAUAAUGCCGGCCAUACUUUAGGAGGAACCUUCUGGUUAUUGACUAAGAAGUUGGAGAAAGUAAUCUAUGCACCAGCGUGGAACCACUCCAAGGAUUCCUUUUUGAAUGCUGCCAGCUUUUUAGCCAGCUCUGGAAGUCCUUUGGCUCAAUUGAUCAGACCUACUGUCCUUAUCACUAAUACUGACUUGGGUUCUUCGAUGUCUCACAGGAAAAGAACAGAGAAGUUUUUGCAGUUAGUUGAUGCGACCUUGGCUAAUGGUGGGUCUGUCUUGUUACCAACCAGUUUAAGCGGCAGAUUUUUAGAAAUCUUGCAUCUUAUAGAUCAACAUUUGCAAAGUGCUCCAAUUCCAGUGUUAUUUUUAUCGUAUUCUGGUACCAAGGCAUUGUCAUAUGCAUCCAAUUUGUUGGAAUGGAUGUCUUCACAAUUAAUAAAGGAAUGGGAGGACUCACAACUGCAUGGAGGAUCUAAUAAUAAAAACAAUAUUCCAUUUGACCCCUCUAAGGUGGAUUUGUUAAGUGAUCCAAGUGAACUUGUCCAGUUGACCGGACCCAAAAUCGUCUUUUGUACCGGUCUCGACUUGACUAAUGGUGAUAUGUCAGUGGAAGCUCUUCAAUAUCUUUGUAAUGAUGAAAAGACUACAAUUAUUUUGACCGAAAAGUCCAAAUUCAGUGGUAGUUUAAACGAAGGCUUAUACUCUGAGUGGUACAACUUAGCCAAGGGGAGAGUAUCCAAUAAAGAUGGAAUUGUGGAAGAUGGUAUAGCGGUACCAUUGGAGAAGUUGUUAACUAUAGACAACUUUUUCAGAACAGAACAAUUAGUGGGAGAAGAAUUAAAAGAUUUUAAUGAGAAUAUAGCGAAACGUAGAAGGGAGAAUUUAUUAGCGAAAGUCAGAGACAAGAGGAAUAAAAACUUGUUGAACACUGACGCUUUUAGUGAUGACUCAAGUGAUGACGAUGACGAUGACGAUGAUGACGAAGAUGAUGAUGAAGGAGAGGAGGGGGAAGAAGAGAGUGAUAAAAACGGUACUGGCAAAGUUGGAGUAGAUAAGGCGGCAGCUACUGAAGCUGUCAAGCCAGAAGCCACUGCUGCCCCAGUAGAACCAGCAGCAACCGAAGCUGAUCUCGCAGAAACCCUCCUUGCUGAUUACAUCAAAACGACACUUACUUCCAAUAAACCCUUGGAUAUUCGCAUUACACAUAAAAUUAGGCCAAGACAAGCUAUGUUCCCCUUCGUCCCAAACACCCAUAGACAAAAAUUCGAUGAUUAUGGUGAAAUUAUAGAUAUCAAAAUGUUUCAAAAGGUUGAAGAUCACACCCAAAAGAGAUUUAUAAUAGAGAAAAGAGGUGGUCAAAGGAAUUACAAUAACAACAAUCAAGAAAAUGGAUUUGGGAACAACGGCAAGCAAUCUUUGGCCCCAAGAAUAACUCCUCAAGAAACUUUAAAUAAUCAAGUGCUUCAGAAAAACUUAGAUACGCUAUUUGCACCUCUGAAACGUGUCUAUCAGUCUAACUCUAAAAGGGAACUUCGAGUCAGGUGCGGUCUUUCGUUCGUUGACCUUUCUGGAUUAGUUGACUUGAGAUCGCUUUCACUUAUUGUAUCUCUUAUUAAACCAUACAAUCUCGUAUUGUUGCCUGACGACACAGCGCCUAUUGAUUCUGAAAUAAACCAAUUCAAUAAAGUGAAGACAAUGUUCGAACAACAACAGUCAAACAAAAAAGAACAGCAGUUCAAAAAGCAAGUUGUGAACUCUGCCCGUUAUAUGUCCUUAACUAAUAUUAGAGGUGGACUUUCUGGGUUGUCUUCAUCUAAACUCUCUAAUAACUCUAUGAACAUUGUUGCACCUGUUGCUAAUGAAUCAAUUAGAAUUGGUUACGAUGACGAAGAGGUUGGAGGUAUUGGAUUGACCAACUUUGAAAUUAAGUUGGAUGAUGCCAUUUUAGAAAACUUGUCAUGGCAAAAAAUUGAUGGUAGUUACAAGGUUGCACAAGUUUAUGGUGAAUUGGAAAUCUCCAACCCGUCUACUCAGGCAGAUCAAGACAAAGCCAUUAAGAAACAAAAGACUGCGGCUGAUUUCAUGAAUAACUCCACCCAAUUUACAUUAAAGCCUUUGCUGAAGAAAGAUUUCCAGCAGAAAUCGCUUCAAGCUGCAGCUACUAAAACUGACACAGCAGCAGGAGAAUUUUCCACCACUGGAAGCUCUGUUUCCAAUCCUAAAUUGGCUAUUGGUAACAUUAGACUUACAGAAUUGAAGAAGAAGCUACUUGAAAAGAAUUUGAAUGUCGAAUUCAAGAGUGAAGGAACUCUUGUUGUAAACGAAGAGUUGGCAAUCAGAAAGGUCACUUACGGUUCAGGAGAAUCGGAUGAUACUGGUGAUAUUGUGAUAGAUGGGCAAAUGGGAUCAUUAUACUUCCAAGUUAGAGAUUGCAUUAGAGAAAUGUUAGCAUACGUAUAA